Prorocentrum cordatum is the source of this 837-nucleotide messenger RNA. The record is from the annotation of a GenBank genome assembly. NCBI's taxonomy places the organism in Eukaryota, Dinophyceae, Prorocentrales, Prorocentraceae.
AUGUACGGUGCCGUGGCGUUCGUGCUCGUGCUCGCCGUGGCGCACGCGGCGUUGUGCUGCAGCUGGGGCCGGCCCAGGCGCGAGGAGCAGCUGGCCACCUCCGGCGAGCACCCGUGGGGCAAGAAGGAGCAGCCCCCCGGCGGCCCCGGCGCCGCGGAGGUGCGCAGGCCGAGGCUGCCCGACCUCGCGCCCCGGGCCAAGAAGCUGUCGCGCCCGGGCUCGCCCGCCAGCCCGGGGAGCAGCGGCCUGCUCUCCGCGGCCGCGGACGGCGCCGCCGACGCUGCGCCCCCGCCGGCGCUGCCCGAGAGCUGUAGGUUCCAGUGCGCGCUCUACAUCCCGAGGCUCGUGUGCCACAGGAGGCAGAACCUGACGGUGAGCAUAAACAGGCUAGCGAUGCCGGGCGGAACGGCGCUCUACAAGGCCCACGUGGCGGAGGGCGACUCGGCGGACACCUCGGGAGCGGGCAUCCACCUUGAGAUGCUCGGCGCCGCGCAGGAGUUCACCUUCCUGUCCACGGACGACGUGUGGGCCAGCCAGGGGAAGCGCCAGCCCGAGAUGGAGAUCGCAAGGGCCUCCGGGGCCAAGUAUGCGACCAUGAAGAAGACGGACCCCUCCACCUACACCAUGGCGCGCGGGACGGAUGCGCUGAUGGUCUUCAGCGGCCACUUCUCGAGGCAUGAGCUGCAGGUGCGCUCCGCCACGGGCCAAACGCUUGCCAGAGUGAGCCCCGGCAGCAUCGGGGACAAGUACGAAGCGGUCGUGUACACGAGCACGGAUGUCAGCCUGGUCAUUCUCGGCCUGCUCGCCAUCGACAAAGUGGAGGUUUCGCCCAGCUAG